Caenorhabditis elegans is the source of this 1325-nucleotide messenger RNA. It is a transcript of the gene prx-3, whose product is annotated as Peroxisomal biogenesis factor 3. Gene Ontology annotation, cellular component: peroxisomal membrane; peroxisome. The transcript has 8 exons. Gene Ontology annotation, biological process: peroxisome organization. The record is from RefSeq and is marked reviewed. Lineage: Eukaryota; Metazoa; Nematoda; Chromadorea; Rhabditida; Rhabditidae. Bases 2 to 1063 code for a protein of 353 amino acids.
AAUGUUGGCAUCUGCAUGGGAGUUUGCAAAAAGAAAUAAAGGAAAAAUUAUUGCCGGAGGAGUACUGGUUGGAAGUGCAAUUGCCUAUGUUCAGUCAUCGUCCAGACCGAAGACGUUGGAAAAAGUUUCCACUUCUUCAGAAUUACCGAAUCAGGCUCGCAGACAUUACAUAUUUGACUCAACACAUCGAUCAUGUGAUCAAUCUAUCACCGACCUGAUUCCUUCAAUUGUGACUCAAAUUCAAGCCAGAUUUGAUGUUGAAAGCAUUCAAGAAAAAUUACAAAAUACUCCUGAUCUUACUGCUGAACAGAAAAUGCAACUGUGGGAACAGCUCAAGAAAAAUGCGUUCUGCCGAAUCGUCUCUGUUGCUUUCGGAUUUUCAAUUCUCACACUCACACUAAAAGCACAAAUUUCAAUACUUGCUGCCGACACAUGUUCACAAUUUGAGCAGAGAAAUAAGAAGCCAACAUGGCAGAACUACAUACCAGAGUCAAUGAAUUCAAUGUGGAACUCUAGAACUGGCUCAAAUGGAUUGAGUCCAACAGACAAUCCAAUGGAUGUUGGAAAUCGACGCAUUUUCUUGCAAUGUGUUCAAUAUUUCACUCUACGAGGUAUUCCCGAACUUAUGGAGUACGUUGCUGAAGCAAUUCCAAACGAAUUGCAAAAUUGGAAACUAACGGAUAUCAAAUCAAAAACAGAAAUGAGGGACUUUUUUGAUAGAGUAUCAUACCGAAUUAGUUUUAAUGGACUUUUAACUAAACUGGUUGCGCCAUUGGAUGGGGACGGGCAGGACAACAGCUCGUCUGUAAUGAAACUUCUGCAAAAGCUGACAACAAAUCUUGAAUCAAGCAAAAGCAUACAUGUACUGAAUAGCUUGCUCGAUUUCUACUUCUCAGCUGCACUGAAGAUGGUAGAAAACGACGAACAACCCUUGGUCAAAUAUGUUCCAGCAUUUUCCAAUUCCUUCCCAAUUCUCACAUCAACUGCUUUCGAUAGCCCACUCUUCAAUUCCUUGUAUUCCUCCGAUAUUCACCAGUUUGCCGUUUACGUUUUCAAUUCCUAGCCAAAACUGAACUAGCUUUACUAUAUUUUUUGACCGGACUGAUGUUUUUGUCUAUAAAACCGUUGCAAAAUGUGAAUUUAACUAUUUCACAAAUAUUUUUUCUUUGACUAAAGUUACAUUUUAACUAGCUUUUACGAGUUUUUCCAAAAAUUUGAUUCAUUUAAAAAAUUAAUUGCUACUAUUACCAUUGAAGUAAAAUCAUUGUAUCUUGUUUUUCUAUAACCAAAUAAUGAAAAUUUGAAGCUUUGUAAAGAUAGAAAAA